AUGAGCAGAGUGACAAGAUCAGGCGCAAAAGCGCAAUCGAACAUCAAUAAAAACACAUCUUCAAGACUAGACGUCUUCACUCCCGCCUCCACCGCCUCUAAACAAGCAAGCUCCAUCCCCACCCUCCUCUUCGACAACCAAGCAGCCUGGGAGACAUGGCUGACCGAACACCACUCCGAGACCUCUGGCCUAUGGGUACAAAUAGCCAAAAAGAAUGCUGAUAGACCAAGUGUGAGCUAUGACGAGGCACUCGACGUCGCACUCUGCUUUGGAUGGAUCGAUGGGCAGCGGAAAUCCCACGACGAACAGCACUUCAUCCAGAGGUUCACGCCACGUCGGAAGAACAGCCUCUGGUCGAAGAGGAACGUGGACAAGGUGGAUGUCCUGAUCAAGGCAGGGCGAAUGAAGCCACCGGGGCAAGCGGAGAUCGACGCUGCCAAGGCGGACGGGCGAUGGGGCAGGGCCUACUCCUCUGCGAGCGUCAUGGAGGUGCCACUCGACUUCCAGGCGGCGUUGGAGGGGAACAAGGAGGCAGUCAAGUUUUUCGAUGCCUUGAGCAAGACGCAACGGUACGCAUUUCUGUGGAGAAUCGAGACGACCAAGAGGGCGGAGACUCGAAGGCGGAAAAUAGUGCAGUUCGUCGACCUUCUCGCCGAGCACAAGACGUUGUGA
Messenger RNA from Colletotrichum karsti, 672 nucleotides. RefSeq lists its product as uncharacterized. Bases 1 to 672 code for a protein of 223 amino acids. The record is from RefSeq and is a predicted model, not a curated record. The transcript has a single exon. NCBI's taxonomy places the organism in Eukaryota, Fungi, Ascomycota, Sordariomycetes, Glomerellales, Glomerellaceae.